Molecule: messenger RNA, 873 nt
Organism: Trypanosoma rangeli
Lineage: Eukaryota; Euglenozoa; Kinetoplastea; Trypanosomatida; Trypanosomatidae
Product: ubiquinone biosynthesis methyltransferase
Exons: 1
Coding region: 1-873 (290 amino acids)
Biological process (GO): ubiquinone biosynthetic process
Molecular function (GO): methyltransferase activity
Source: RefSeq, a predicted model, not a curated record
AUGCUACGUUGCAGCAUGCUUCAGCGCAACAUGGGGCUUGGGGACACCUAUGUCAAGAAGGUCUUUGACACUGUAGCUAGCAAGUAUGACUUGAUGAAUGAUGUGCUCUCGCUUGGCGUACAUCGAAUGUGGAAACGGCACUUCGUGGAAGAUUGUGUGCGUCCAUGCCCUGGCGGCAAAUUUCUUGACGUUGCUGGCGGCACUGGCGACAUUGCCUUUCGAAUUGUAGACGAAAUCCGAAGGACGGAGAAGUCUUUUGGCCUUGUCCCGACACCGCGGCACCAGACGGAAGUGACAGUGCUGGACAUUAAUGAAAAGAUGCUCUGCGAGGGGGAGGCACGUGCCAUGCGAGAGGGAUACCACGAGGUUUCUUGGGUUCUUGGCAGCGGAGAAGAGCUGCCUUUUGAUGAUCUGCACUUUGAUAGCUACACAGUGUCUUUUGGCAUCCGUAACUUCAGUGAUCGUCCAAAGGCUCUACGUGAGGCGUAUCGUGUGGUGCGAGUUGGGGGUGUUCUGAAUAUUUUAGAGUUCAGCACAGUGACGUGCCCACUGUUAAGUGUGCCGUAUGAUGUUUGGUCAUAUGGCAUCAUCCCAAGGGUGGGACAAAUGCUGGCGGACAGGGAGAGCUAUCAGUACCUCGUUGACAGCAUACGUGACUUUCCAGAUCAAGAGACAUUUGCCCAAAUGAUACGUGACGCGGGAUUUGGGUAUGUACGCUACGAAAACCUCACGGGUGGCGUCGCAUGCAUUCACACAGCCGUCAAGACGGAGCCGCAGCGGGUGCAACACCAACCAAGCCCGCUGGAGGCGGCAGCCAAGAAGUCAAAGGAGGAAAAGGAAACAGCGGAUGAGGGACGGCUUGACCCUGCGUAA